This is a messenger RNA of Panicum virgatum (switchgrass), 2836 nucleotides long. Its product is annotated as zinc finger BED domain-containing protein RICESLEEPER 2-like. Gene Ontology annotation, molecular function: protein dimerization activity; DNA binding. Bases 42 to 2246 code for a protein of 734 amino acids. The record is from RefSeq and is a predicted model, not a curated record. The transcript is spliced from 5 exons. NCBI's taxonomy places the organism in Eukaryota, Viridiplantae, Streptophyta, Magnoliopsida, Poales, Poaceae.
CCCAUCGUCGGCAAGAGCGAAGCUUCCCUGCAGCGGUCUCGAUGGCCGGAACUUCAUCACCAUUGGUAUUGCCUCCGGACCAUUCGGCCCUGACUCCAUCACCUCGCCGCCACAACGAGAAUCCUCAAAGCUUGGAUCCCACCCCUCUGCCAUCGCAAGAUGAUCCAUGCGAAAUCCCUACUCUUGCGACCGAAUAUCGUGUGGUCGACAGAAGCCCAACUGGCACAAGCACUAAUGAUGGUUUCGAUGAACAUAUUGACAUGUGUGAUGUUGAGGCUGACAAUAGCCAUGGCCAGUCUGAGGGGAUCAAUCCAUCAAUCCAAGCAGCAAUUGAUAGGGCAACCAAAAAUUUCAGAUCCGCUUGCUGGAAAGAAUUUGAACCAAUAAUUGAAGAUGGGGUGGUUGUGCAAGGCAGGUGCAAACAUUGUGAUAUUCUGAUGGCUGCCAAACGUGGUGCAGGCACAAGUUCUCUUCUAACCCACUUGAGAAGAUGUAAGAAACGGAGCAGGGCUCUCAGAAUAGUGCAGGACUUGAGUUCUACAUUGAGGUCUCCUUGUGGCACUAGUUUGAAGGAUUGGAGCUAUGACCCAGAUGUAUCACGGAGUUUGCUUAUGCGGAUGAUAUCAUUACAUGAGAUUCCCUUCCUCUUUACAGAAUAUGAUGGAUUUAGAAGCUUUGUGGCAAGUCUCAACCCAUUGUUCAAAGUGCCAUGCAGAACUACAGUUAGGAAUGGUUGCAUUAAAGCCUUUCAUGAGAAGAAGGUUGCACUCAAAGAAACAUUGAAGAAUGCAGGAUGUAGGUUCUCGUUGACUACGGAUAUGUGGACAAGCAACCAAACACUUGGGUACAUUGUUGUAACUUGUCACUUCAUUGAUAUGGACUGGAGGUUGCAAAAAAGGAUAAUCAAGUUUAUCGAUGUGAAAACACCCCACACUGGAAAUGAGCUUCUGAACAAUAUUCAAAACUGCAUUCAAGAUUGGUCAAUAGAAGAUAAAUUAUUUGCAAUAACACUUGACAAUGCUGCAGCAAAUGGUACAAUGAUGGACUUGUUGAAGCAUAAUCUGGUGGACAAGAAAUUGAUACCAGCAGAAGGGAAGUUGCUUCACCACCGGUGUGCGGGGCAUGUCAUCAAUCUCAUUGUCAAGGAUGGGCUCAAAGUUGUGGAAUCUGUUGUUGAAAACAUUCGUGAAAGUGUAAAGUAUAUUCGUUCUUCACAAUCACGUAAACAAAUGUUCAACGAAAUAAUUGCAGCAGAAGGGAUUACAUGCAAGAAGAAGCCUGGUCUUGACAUUACCACAAGAUGGAACUCAACGCUGUUGAUGCUGAAAACAGCUCUGAAGUACAAAGUUGCUUUUGAGAAGUUAAAAAGUGAGGAUCAAAAGUACACAUAUGCUCCAUCCGAAGAGGAAUGGGAGAAGGCUGAGAUUCUCUGUAGGCUGCUGAAGGUCUUUAAGGAUGCAACAGAUGUCAUAUCUGGUACCAAAUAUCCCACCUCCAAUCUCUAUUUCCAUCUGAUGUGGAAGAUCAAGUUAGCUUUGCAACAAGAGUACUCAGGUAAAAUUGCUGAAAUUGUCACAGUGUUAGAAGCAAUGAGGUCAAAAUUCAACAAAUACUGGAAUAAGUCAUAUAUAGUGCUAUGUGUACCUGUUGUGUUUGAUCCUAGGUUUAAGCUAAAAUUCAUUGACUUCCUUUUCAAGGAAUCAUUUCCAAAGAAAGCCAAGCAAAGAUUUGAAAGGGUUGAGAGUCUAGUCCGUCAGUUGUUUCAAUCAUAUUCUUCUCAAGGAAAGGAGUCCAAUGCAGCUGAACAAGGUGCUGCGCAAAGUGCUGAGCAGGCAGUGCCUUCCAUGAAGAAUGAUCCAUGGGCUGUUUGGGAUCGACAGCUUAGUAGUGAUCUUCAAUCCCAGAUGACCACGGAGCUUGAUAGGUAUUUGGAGGAGAACCCAAUACCACGUUCUCAAGAAUUUGACAUUUUAAAGUGGUGGAUGGGUAAUGCAACCAAGUAUCCAAUUCUAGCCUGCAUAGCAAGGGAUCUGCUAGCCAUCCCAGCUUCUUCUGUAGCUGCGGAAUCUGCUUUUAGCACUAGUGAACGAAUAAUCAGUGACUUCCGUAGCAGCUUGACGCCUGAGGCUGUUGAAGCACUGAUUUGCACCCAGGACUGGUACCGGGCAGAAGGUAAAUCAACAGAGUUUUCUAUGGCGUCCAUCAAUGACUUCAUAAUGGGCGAGAUGGUAACUGAACUGCAAUAAGGGUAGGAGAUUGACAAGGUCACUGCAGGGCAGCGGUUGGAUCUGAACCUUGAAGAGGGACUCCUUAUGGUGUUUAUGGUAUCUUCUUUUCAGAGUACCGGGCCUCGUGUUCUGCAUUCAAGAAACACUGUAUAAAUUGAUAGUUUUAUAUUUAUGAUCCCAUCUGGUUAAAGGUGUUAUGUAUGUUUGUAGCCGAUGAUGCUUCUAUGGUGCACGAAGUGAUUCAAGCUCGUUAGUUCUAAAGCUGGCAGGACAUCCUCAUUUAUUUAGCUUAGUUUCGAGAUGCUCUCUGAUGAAGUUCAGAACUGACCGGGUCAGAAGGAGUUAAACUAGCUCAAAUCUGGAACAUGUGCUUGCUCAGAUUUUGGUAGAAACCUAAAGUUCAAUGCGGGCCUUAUCCUGUGUAGAUGCAUAUUGCGCAAAUCUGUUAUGUAGGUGCCGUGUUUCCUUGCUGCUAUGUCUGUUAUCCAAGUACUUUGUUUUAAAUUUUAUUUGAUUGUUACCCUAUUUCAUUUAUUAGUAAAUAAUGUAUUGCAUGGAUUAGAUCUUGGACAGGAACUCUGUAACUAGCUCCGAUCAUAUUCUGAAUU